AUGUUCUUUGCCGCCUUUCUGUACGGACUGACACCCUUUCUCUUUAUGGCCUACAAUUGGUUCCAGGGGCAGAGACCGUUGGUAAAACUGCUGCCAUUCAAGCUAGCAUUACCCUUUGAUUCGCAGAAUUCCUUCUGUUUCGUUUUAACAACCAUAUUUUUAAACUACGCCUCCGCUCCUACCAUAACUUCACAAACGGGUAGUGAUGCACUGUUUAGUGGCGUUUGUCUUUACCUUUACGGACAGUUUCAAGCUAUCAAGCUGGAGGUGGAAGCUCUCUCUGCGACACUUGAUAAUAGCUUGUCGAAAGGUUCUUUUGCCGAAACGCGACGUAUAAAUAACGAACUAAGGCGCAUCAGCAAGCGACACCAAGAAAUUAUUGAUCUAGUAGCAGAAGUUCGGAGUGCGUUUACACCAAACGUUCUGCUUGUCUACACGGCUACAGCCAUCAUCAUGUGCAUCGUCUGCGUAGCAAUGCUUGUGGUACGCGAGCAGUACAUUAAAAAAAAGCACAUUUCGUUCUAAUGUAUGUCUUCCUCCGUUGCACAGGUAGAAGGAGUGUAUAAGCUAACCUACUUACCAUACGCAUUUGCCGAGUUAAUCUUGCUGUUUUUGUACUCGUACAGUGGUACAAUCAUCCGUGAUUCGAGUGAAGCCGUUCAAACGGUGGCGUACAAUUUCCCAUGGUAUCGAUUCGACCACAACACACGUCACCUUAUUCAAAUGAUGAUGAUUAGAGCGCAAUACGGAUCGAACGUUGACGUGCCGUUCUUCGAAACUUCUAUGGCAAGCUUUUCGGUAAUCGUUCGUACAGCUUCUUCAUACAUUACUUUAAUGAAAUCCUUCUUGUGA
Messenger RNA from Anopheles marshallii, 852 nucleotides. Its product is annotated as odorant receptor 22c-like. Gene Ontology annotation, molecular function: olfactory receptor activity; odorant binding. The record is from RefSeq and is a predicted model, not a curated record. The transcript has 4 exons. Gene Ontology annotation, cellular component: plasma membrane. NCBI's taxonomy places the organism in Eukaryota, Metazoa, Arthropoda, Insecta, Diptera, Culicidae. Gene Ontology annotation, biological process: detection of chemical stimulus involved in sensory perception of smell; sensory perception of smell.